GUUUCAGGAAAAAGAAGCUUUUUACUUUCACAUUCAGUAGGCUACAUCGUUAUCACUGGCAGGCACACGUUUCUGUUUUUCUUCACUCUGCUCGUUUGCUGUCUAAGGCUUUACAAAAUGUCUGGAGACGACAACAGCACUGACUAUGAUUCAAUCAUUGAAAAAAUUAAAGACAAAAAGACAGAAAUGUAUCAGAAUGUAUCAGGAAAUAUAACCAAGCAGUACCAACAUGAGAUCAGGAUGACCUACUUAAUUAUAUAUUCUAUUGUCCUCAUCCUUGGUGUCACCCUCAACUUCAUCGUCAUUUUCAUCAGCUGCCUAAAAAACAAGAAUUCCCCAAAAGUUGCAACUUGGAUUAUGGCAUUGGCUUUAACACACUUCGUCUCCUGCAUAUCUAUUGUUUUUCAGUUCCUGUAUGCUUACAAUAACUUCAUAUGGAAUUACGGAAGUCCAAGCUGCAAGCUGUCAUCCUAUAUCACCUACGGCAGUAUGUUCUCCACAUCAGCCAUGCUGAGUUUCUGGAGCAUUAGUUCUACUUUUUCAAAAGUCGCGUGCAUUAAAAAGUGCAAGAAUUGUAACCUGAUUCUGAUUUCAUUUUCCUGGACCAUUGCAGCAGUCUUGGCAUGUCCUUCAUUGUUCUCCAGAGAGAUCCGAUCUUCUCAGUGCAUUGAUGAUUAUGACUUGGACAAAGCAAAAACAACUCAAGACGGCAUUAUAAGGCUGAAGACUGUUGUUGUCAUGCGCUUUCUCUUAGGGCUUCUCGUGCCAGCUUUGAUAAUGUUUUUAAGCUAUUUGGCAUCAGCUCAAAGAACAUGUCAAGACUGCAAGAAGCAGGCACAGAUAAUCUGUGCUAUAAAGAUUUCCUACUUUGUGUUCUGGGGCCCUCAAAUCGUCUUAACCAUGCUUCAAGCCACUGUAAAUGAGAGCUUGGGUUCAAAUAUGUUGAGAUAUGGACUUCCAGGAGCUACUGCAAUGGCCAUAGCCCACUGUUGUAUCUUCCCACUCAUCUAUCUGUUAUUCGGAGGCAGCAUUAAAAUGAACUGGAUGACACAUGACCCAGAUCAUGGAAUGGAGGAUUAUAAUGGCAUCAGGUUGCAAAUAAGCCAGAGGGUCUGUCUGUGUGGAGGUGUUCGUAGUUGAAUUGGAGACACUACUUGACUGUGAAGUGAAUGAGAAUGAGAGUUUUCCCUAUGAUGGACAGGUCAUCUGUCCAGUGUUUCUUCUGCCGUUCUAACCCAAUAGAUGCUGGGAUAGGUUCCAGCCACCCUGCGCUCCUACAGAGGAUAAGCAAGAAUUGAUGGAUGAGCCAUAUCACAACAAUGAAGAGAAUCCACCAAAAUGCAUGGUUGUAAUUUCUGGAUGCAAACUGACACCUGAAAAGUCCAAACUUUUAAUACUAAGAGUAUUCUGAAUGUUGGUCGUGUUUUGUCCACUUUCAUGCUUUGCUUCAAGUUAUAUGCUGCUUUUGUUGAAAAAUGCAUCAGAUGUAUACACUAACCAAAAGUAUAACCACAUCGCUAGAAUAAGCAUUGCUACAGAAACACUAUUAUCCCAAGUUUUAUAUCCUGUUGUAUCAAGCUCAUAUAGAGGACCAUUUGAAGCCAUUUUUUAAUUGAUGGUGUGUCAUAGUAUUGUUUCUGUUUUGUCAUAAUAGUGUAAUUUUCCCUUUAUUAUAAAUGUAAGAAUGUGCAAGUAUUUGUUUUUAGGCAUUUAUAUGGUUACAAUGUAAUGAAUAUAAUGCAGAUUAUGUAUUUUCAUAUGUUAUGUUUUUACAAAACACCUAAACAAAAGAAGUAUGACCAUAUUAGGCCAGUUCCUUGCACU
Messenger RNA from Carassius carassius (crucian carp), 1824 nucleotides. Its product is annotated as chemerin-like receptor 1. Gene Ontology annotation, molecular function: G protein-coupled receptor activity; complement receptor activity. Gene Ontology annotation, cellular component: plasma membrane. The record is from RefSeq and is a predicted model, not a curated record. The coding region runs from base 118 to 1140 and encodes 340 amino acids. Gene Ontology annotation, biological process: chemotaxis; positive regulation of macrophage chemotaxis; positive regulation of cytosolic calcium ion concentration. NCBI's taxonomy places the organism in Eukaryota, Metazoa, Chordata, Actinopteri, Cypriniformes, Cyprinidae. The transcript is spliced from 2 exons.